AUGGGUCACCUGGGAGUUGGGCUGCUGCUGCGGUGGCUGCGGGCGCCGCGCUGUGUUGGGUCGGCCCUGCUGUGGGGAGAGCGGGUAACGGUCGGCGGCGCCCGGGCCUACAGCUCCACGCCCGCCCGGGAUGGACUCGAGGGGCCGGCGCGCCGGCGCUCCUACUGGCGCUACGUGCGGCGUCUGGUGCAGGGAACGCCGGAGCCGCCGUACCCGCACGUGUGCCAGGUCGGGGAUCCGGCGCUGCGGGCCGUGGCGGCCCCGGUAGAGCCGGCGCAGCUGGCGGGACCCGAGCUGCAGCGGCUGGUGGAGCGGCUAGUGCAAGUGAUGCGGCGCCGGCACUGCGUGGGCUUGAGCGCACCGCAGCUCGGGGUGCCGCUGCAGGUACUGGCGCUGGAGUUCCCCGAGGCGCUCUUCCGCGCUUGCGCGCCGCGUGUGCGCGAGGCCCGUCAGAUGGAGCCCUUCCCCCUGCGCGUGUUCGUGAACCCCAGCCUGCGGGUGCUGGACAGCCGCCUGGUCACGUUCCCUGAGGGCUGCGAGAGUGUUGCUGGCUUCCUUGCUUGCGUGCCCCGCUUCCAGGCGGUGCAGAUCUCAGGGUUGGACCCUAGAGGAGAGCAGGUGGUGUGGCAGGCAAGUGGGUGGGCAGCCCGCAUCAUCCAGCACGAGAUGGACCACUUGCAGGGCUGCCUGUUCAUUGACAAAAUGGACAGCAAGACGUUUACAAACAUCCACUGGAUGGAGGUGAAUGACUAA
This is a messenger RNA of Rangifer tarandus platyrhynchus (Svalbard reindeer), 753 nucleotides long. The record is from the annotation of a GenBank genome assembly. NCBI's taxonomy places the organism in Eukaryota, Metazoa, Chordata, Mammalia, Artiodactyla, Cervidae.